Molecule: messenger RNA, 1394 nt
Organism: Paramecium primaurelia
Lineage: Eukaryota; Ciliophora; Oligohymenophorea; Peniculida; Parameciidae
Source: the annotation of a GenBank genome assembly
AUGAAUAAAAUUUUGAAUACUAUUGAUAAAAUAGACAUUUUUGGAGUUCCUAUUAAUCUUCUUACUAACGAAAAGAAUUCAGCUUUUCAGAGUAAGAUAGGAGGGUUAUUUAGUUUAAUUGCAGGAAGCCUAAGUCUUACAUAUUUUUUAUAUGUUUUUAUAUUUUGGGUGAGCAAUUUAAUCCCUCCAAAUAUAAGUUCUAACUAAGAGACAAUAGGAUAUGCUUAAUUCUAAAUUUAAACUGGAAUGAUUGAUUUGAUGCUACAAGAUUUCACUGGAGAUGCAGAUCCCUUCAGAAAAUACAAUAAUAUUAUCACUCCUCAUUUAUAUACGGUUAUUGAUACUAGAAUAAUAGAUAAACCUAUACCUUUAUUUAGUAGUUAAGAAAAACCUUAUACAAUUUCUUUUGAGAAUGUCACUUUAGUUUUAAAUCAUGAAAUCGAUCCAGAUUAGUACUUGAAGGUUGCUCUAAUAUUACUUUGUAAGAUAAUGGAUAUUGUGCUGAUUAGAAAACAAUUGACGAUUAUCUAUAAAAAUUUCAUGGGUUUUUGUUUUUAAGUAUUAAAUUAAAUCAACUUAACCAUGUAACAAGAGAAUUAGAAGAAUUCAAUAAGCAAUAUUAUUAGGCUUUUGAUAUGCUUAAGCCAUAAUACUCAUAAGUUAUGUUGAAAUAGUAAGAGACAAUCAUUGAUGAUGGUGUUUUAUUUAAUAAUUAUCAAAAUUAUUAGUUCUUAAACAAUUACGAAUUAAUCAAUUAGUAAGUUGAUUCUUUUUUUUCAUCAAAUGUUGUAUCAUAAAUGUCCAAAUUACCUUAUAACUUUACAAAUUACGGAUGCUAUCUAUUUAGGUUAGAUAGUAUUUAAGUUAAAGAAGUAGUUACAAUGCCAAAACUCGGUGAAUUUCUUGCUUAAGUUGGUUCAAUUGUUUAAUUGAUAUUCUUAUUAUAAUACAUAGCCUUAUAUUACAAUAAUAAACUUCUUGAAAAUUAAUUACUUCAUGAAAUCAUUACAAUGUAUUAUCCUGAGUUAAAAAAUAUAAAGCUUACAAUAUUUAAUAAAUUGGAAUUUAAAGAGAAUGUUGAUAAUGAUCUCAAAAGUAUUAUUUAAGAUUUUAUACCUAAAUAUAACUUUUUAUUUGAAAGAGCAAAAGAGAAAUGUAGACUUAAUAAUAUUAUAUAUGAAAUUUCAAGGAUCUAAUUUAUUAUUUAAUAGCACUUUGGAGAUUAAGUCUUAUAAUAGAGUCAUUCUUUUGGAGGAAAACUGUAAAACAAUUAUUUUGAAUUUUUAAAUUGUAAAGAAACUAAGAAAUUAGCGAUCAAACCAGAUACUUCUAUAGAUUUAGAGAAUGGUUAUCACUUAUUAGAUCCUUUGGAAAUAUUAUCAAAAUAGACUUGA